GAGACGCCGCGGCGGUGGCGCACGGGAGUCGCUGCGCCGGGGGACGCUUCCUGCGCACUGCGUCCCGCGCUGGAGUCGGGCUGAGGGGGCUGCUCGAGACUGCGUCGCCGUCGCCUUGUCCUCGCCGUGCAACACUGUACUGCAAGUCAGUCAAUACAGUGAUUUAAGUCGCUUCAACUCAAAUGGAAAAGUUUGAGAAAUUAGCUAAGAUUGGAGAGGGGUCUUAUGGGGUUGUAUUCAAACGCAGAAACAAAACCUCUGGACAAGUGGUAGCUAUUAAAAAAUUUGUGGAAUCUGAAGAUGAUCCUGUGGUUAAGAAAAUAGCUCUAAGAGAAAUACGCAUGUUGAAGCAAUUAAAACACCCAAAUCUUGUGAACCUCACUGAGGUGUUCAGGAGAAAAAGGAAAAUGCAUUUAGUUUUUGAAUACUGUGAUCAUACACUUUUAAAUGAGCUGGAAAGAAACCCAAACGGAGUUGCUGAUGGAAUGAUCAAAAGUGUGUUAUGACAAACACUUCAAGCUCUUAACUUCUGUCAUAGACAUAACUGUAUUCACAGAGAUGUAAAACCUGAAAAUAUUCUAAUAACUAAGCAAGGAAUAAUCAAGAUCUGUGACUUUGGGUUUGCACGAAUGCUGAUUCCAGGAGAUGCCUACACUGAUUAUGUCGCUACAAGAUGGUACCGCUCUCCUGAACUUCUUGUGGUAGAUACCCACUAUGGUUCUUCAGUCGACGUAUGGGCUACCGGUUGCGUUUUUGCAGAGCUCCUGACAGGCCAGCCACUGUGGCCUAGAAAAUCAGAUGUGGCCCAACUGUAUCUGAUAAUCAGAACACUGGGAAAACUAAUCCCAAGACAUCAAUCUAUCUUUAAAAGUAACCAAUUUUUCCAUGGCAUCAGUAUUCCUGAACCAGAAGAUAUGGAAACUUUUGAAGAAAAGUUCUCAGAUGUGCAUCCUGUGGCUUUGAAUUUCAUGAAGGAGUGUCUGAGGAUGAAUCCAGAUGACAGGUUAACUUGUGCCCAACUCCUGGAGAGCCCCAACUUUGAUUCUUUUCAAGAGGACCAAAUUAAAAGAAAAGCAUGUAUUGAAGGAAGAAACAGAAGAUGUCAGCAGAAUCAACUGUUGCAUCUCAUACCAGGAAGCCACAUCUCCCCCACACCUGAUGGAAGAAAACAAGUCUUCCAGUUAAAAUUCGAUCAUCUUCCAAACAUAUAGUUCUUUCAAGUGGAAAGUAAUUUAAUAGGUACACAUUUUUGUACCAGAGGAAUAGGGAUUCUCAGUGUUUCAAAUGCAAAUGAGCCAUAUGAAAAUUAAGAUGCUUUCUAGAAUUGUUUUGCUCUGAUCAUUACUGAUUCCUCUGCCCAUGCUUUUUACAUGCCAACUUUAUCUUUUAGAACAUUUUCUUUAAAUGUUACAAAGUCUGAACCUGCACAUAUGGAGAAGACAUUUUCAAUUUCAUCAGAGCAGCCCCUCUAGAAGCAAUGUGUAUCGAGAAUUUGUGAGCUUAUACUUUGAUUUAUGAGAAAGAUUUACAUUUAUCAUCUUGCUUCAGCUGACCACAUACUGUCUUAGAGCAGUAUCAAAUAGCUUGCCUAGCUGUUGUUUGUGUAAGGAAUAGCAUUAUGUUUCUGCAUUUUAAUUCACUCUUAUUGUAACCAGGUCUGUUGAGUAAUGCUGGUGUUUUAUUUUGUGUUUUUUUAUUGGUGUAGUAAGGGAACCUUGAAAUGUCAUCUAGGUUUAUCCCUUAAUUCCAGGGCAGACUCUACUUUCUCUGUCUCAUAAGACAUUGACAAUUCUAUUUUUAAAGCUAGCUAGAGAACAUGCCAUACAUUUACAUAGAAAAUAGUGGAUGAACUGCAAGGAAUUACCAUCCUUGUGACAUCAUGCCCUAAGGUAAUUGACUGCUGACUCUACUGCUCUCCUUUGGUGCAUCACAGUUCCUUAUCCUUUUCUCCUCCUGACUAAAUCAUCUCAGUACCUAAACCUGUCCUCCUGGGUGUAUUUUCUGCAUUGUCAACACUCUCUUCCAAACAUUUGCAUCCAUAGCCUCUAUAAACUUGUGCAGCCCUACACUCGGGCAUCAUGGUCAGGUCAAGUUUGUAAACACGAGAGCAGGAAGAUUAUCAUUCAAUUAACUUCAUUUUGUGUCUCUUAUCCAAAAAGACACAGACAAACAAAACACCUCAAUA
Messenger RNA from Globicephala melas (long-finned pilot whale), 2185 nucleotides. It is a transcript of the gene CDKL4, whose product is annotated as cyclin dependent kinase like 4. The record is from RefSeq and is a predicted model, not a curated record. Gene Ontology annotation, cellular component: nucleus. Gene Ontology annotation, molecular function: protein serine/threonine kinase activity; ATP binding. NCBI's taxonomy places the organism in Eukaryota, Metazoa, Chordata, Mammalia, Artiodactyla, Delphinidae. Gene Ontology annotation, biological process: protein phosphorylation.